Mandrillus leucophaeus (drill) is the source of this 780-nucleotide messenger RNA. RefSeq names its product F-box and leucine-rich protein 22-like. Gene Ontology annotation, molecular function: protein binding. The record is from RefSeq and is a predicted model, not a curated record. Lineage: Eukaryota; Metazoa; Chordata; Mammalia; Primates; Cercopithecidae. Bases 34 to 780 code for a protein of 248 amino acids. The transcript is spliced from 3 exons.
GUCAGCCCGUCCCCUGGCUGCAGCUGCACUCACAUGUGGCCACUGCUCACCAUGCACAUAACCCAGCUCAACCGGGAGUGCCUGCUGCACCUCUUCUCCUUCCUAGACAAGGACAGCAGGAAGAGCCUCGCCAGGACCUGCUCCCAGCUCCACGACGUGUUUGAGGACCCCGCACUGUGGUCCCUGCUGCACUUCCGUUCCCUCACUGAACUCCAGAAGGACAACUUCCUCCUGGGCCCGGCCCUCCGCAGCCUCUCCAUCUGUUGGCACUCCAGCCGCGUGCAGGUGUGCAGCAUCGAGGACUGGCUCAAGAGUGCCUUCCAGAGAAGCAUCUGCAGCCGGCACGAGAGCCUGGUCAAUGAUUUCCUCCUCCAGGUGUGCGACAGGUGCCCCAACCUGGCGUCUGUCACGCUGUCGGGCUGCGGCCACGUCACCGACGACUGCCUGGCCCGCCUGCUGCGCUGCGCGCCUGCACCUUCCUCGGGGACUCCGAUCGAGGUUGAAUCGAAAUCACCUCGGUGGGGAGGACUUGACCACUCGGAGUUCGCGGGCUUGCGCUCGGUCGGCUCCCGGAGUGCCCUGGGGACCGCCGUCUCCAGGGCCCCCGGUAGUGAUCUCGGUAAAGCAGGAGGAGGGGAAGCAGGGGCAGAAAGAGCCACCGAGCCGCUCCUCUUUGAGGUUUUGCCCGCACGCGCGGCUGCCUGCCCACCUUUCUUGGGGCGGAUGCGCUGCCGGAGUGACCGCACUCGCGAUUGUAGAAAAUUCGCUCCCAAUUGUUGA